Symbiodinium natans is the source of this 3276-nucleotide messenger RNA. Lineage: Eukaryota; Dinophyceae; Suessiales; Symbiodiniaceae. The record is from the annotation of a GenBank genome assembly.
AUGGACAGCGAUGUGCAGCAGCUGGUGGACAUGGGUUUCGGUUACCCAGAAGCAGAGCUCGCUCUGCGUGAAGCAGGCAACAUGGAGCAGGCGCUGGAGCUUCUCUUGACUGGUACGCUUUCCACCGAGCCUGCCGAGCCUGAUGAGACAAAGCCCGACAAGGCAAACCGCUUCAGCCCACUGGACACUGCUGCACCUGACAAUGAAUGGCCUGAGUUGCCAAAGCCAAGCACUUCCUCCGGCUAUGCUAAAGGGUCAGAAAGGCCACCUGGAUUGGACCAGGCAAAGGACGACCUUGGCGCAGCUUGGGAUUUGUCUAUGGAGGACAUGGUGCCAACGCCCCAAAUGCCACGGCCAAAUGGGUUGCCAUGUGGACUACUGAACGUGGGGAACACUUGUUAUGUAAACUCUUUGCUUCAAACGCUCUUCCAUGCUGAGCAAUUUCGAGAUCAGCUGCUGAGCUUUCGGCCUCCUGCAGCCGAAGAUCGCAGCAAAAGUGCCCAAGGUGCCCAAGGUGCCCCAGGCGCCCCGGGUGGCCAAGGUGCGCACACGGCUGAGAGCAUGGCUGCAGAGCGUCGUCGCGAGCAUGCCCUACAGCUUGUGCUUGAGCUGAGAAAGCUCUUCGCAUACUGCCAUCUGUCGGAGCGCAGCUGUGUUAGCCCUGCUCAACUACUCCACGAGCUGGUUGAUUUGCAGGGUCAUCAGCUCCCUGUGGGUGGCCAAGAGGAUGUCAGUGAAUUCAUGUUGAAGUUUGUCGACCAACUCGAGGAGGGAAUCGCUUCUGAUGCGACGGAGGAGGGUGCAAAGGGGACACAGGAGGACGAAAGCUCGAAGAACUCGAGAAGCUCGGAAAGCUCGAAAAGCUCGACGGUCCUUCACGAGCUGCUCUAUGGAGAGCAGGUACAAAUCUUCUCUUACGUGGACAAACAGACAGCCUCUGAGCCAGACAAAGAGCCCAUCGAGCCCAUCGAGCCCAUCGUCAGCUCAGAGCAAAGCGAUUUCCUGCAGAUCUUUCUGGAUGUCAAGUACAGGAAUCUCUACGCAGCUUGGGCAGCGGCGAACGAACAGUGUGUGGACUAUACCACCCCAGCUGGAAGCAAGGCACAGGGCAAGACUCGCGUUUGGAUUAGAAGGCUUCCCAAGCUCCUUUUCUUCCAGCUGCAGCGUGUAGCCUUUGAUCCGGAAACCAAGGAGCAGGUGAAGUUGGAGGAUGAGUUCGACUUCGAGAGCACCAUUUAUCCCGAUCGUUUCAUGCAAAGGAACGAGGCCACCGUGCUGCAGGUAGAGCAGACCGCACAGCGUCUGCGUCAACAGAUGCUAGAGAAAGAGCUCGCGUUGCAGCGCUUUCGGCAGUACCAGGCCGCAGAGUGUCCGAGCACUUCACUUCCAGUGACGACAUUGCUUCGAGGCGCUGCCAACUGCUUGGAAGCAAAUGCCAUGGCCCUCCGACUCGGCCUCCGAUCAGAUCGAUCGAGCGAAGAGAGCCAGGAAAGCGAGCAUGGCAAGCAUGGCGAGCAUGGUGAGCAUGGCGAGGUGCUGAAAGACCCGGUCCAUUCUGCCGCUCUCACUGCUUGGACGACUUCGACAAAGGAUGCAGACGUCGAUUGGAUUCAGGCUUGGCGUGCUUCCGCUUCCGACCCGGUCCAAACGCUCCGAGCUUUAGCAGACACAUGCCAGAACCAGGAGGGGCGAUUGCAGGAGGAAGUGACCUCGCUUGAUAGACAGCUCUCAGAGGCCUAUGCACCCUUACAGAAGGAGCCUUAUCACUUGUACGGGAUCUGGGUCCAUCAAGGUCAAGAGGCUGAAGCCAGGUCUGGUCACUACGUGGCCUUUUUGAAGGACUGGCGAAAGAACCGAUGGAUGCGCUUCAGCGACUCCUCUGUCCAAGUUGCAACAUGGGAGGAGGUCAGGAAGGCGGCCCUCGGCGGCGAUUGCGGCGAAGGCGAAGGCGGAACAUCUCCGCAGAAUGCGCAAAGUGGUGCCCAGAACGUGAGGUCAAAGUCUCGAUCCUCUGCCUAUGUUCUCGUUUACAUGGAGGCCGGGCUUGCUGAAUCUCAGCAAAAAGAGCCGGAUGCAGCAGGCGACUUGGUUCGCUUGAUUCCUGCGGAGCUGCUGGAAGAGAUUCAAACAGACAAUCGAGCGCUCCAAAACGAACGUGGCAGCUGGCAGGAGCAGGUCAAGGUCCGUGAGCUGCGUCAGCAUGCCCAGGCCAUCUUCCAAGAAUAUGCGAUGCUUUUGCAUCGUUGGGAGCCAAAGAAGCGGCUGGGGGAUGCGUCGGGUAACCCUCACUCACAGGAUCCCAACCACCGGAAACAGCUCAACGAUCCCGCAUUAAUGGGCAUUGAGCUGUACUUAUACAAAUCUGGCGGGGAGCAAGAAGUUUUUCACUAUCUCCUCAAGAAGAGCUUGGAUGAGCAGCGGAAAGUCCGGUGCUGGCAGUUGGAAGAUGAGGGGAGGAUCCUGUCUUUUCUUGCAGAGACCUUGCGAAGCCAGGACUGUUAUGUCAAGAUGCUCAGAGAGAAGUCGUCCGGCGAGUGCAAUGAGGGCCCGAACUCAGCCUCAACUGAGAGGCCGAACUCAGAGCCAUCCACGUCAGGGAGAGAACGGAGAGAGUGUGAAUUGGUGGAGCUGGACCAUGAAGCUUUGCUCAGCAAGUACAACAACGUUCUCGUCGAGGCGCACAUUCUGGAUGAGGCUUUGCAACUGCUGAAGCGUGAGGGUGGUUUAGCGCUUCCUCGAGCAAUCGGCCUACUUGCCAUGCUGUGGGCACAGUUCAGCUUGGACCUUGACUAUCAGUUCAGGCACAAUGAAGUGCUACUGGUCCUGAGCGCCCUGAUGUACAACACGGUGUCUUGCAUCGAGGAUCAGGAUGUCCUACUACAUCAGAACUAUCGGGAGCUUGGGGAGUACUUCUACAUAGUCUUAAGCUGCGUCGAAUGGCCACGAAACUGGAAGUUACCUCUGCAACAACGUAUCUUAAAGAUGUUCCCCAACGCGGCUGACGUGAUGGAGACAGCUCUGAAUGCCGUUCUGCAUGCGAGGGCUGAGCGUGAAGGGGCUACUGGCGUAGUGGCGACGAGCACGCACGCUGACCAGAAACAACUGGUGCUAGUACGAUCGCUGGUAUAUCUUGAUGGCAAGACGCUUGAGGAUUUCGGAGAGCAUCCACCGCCAGGCGAGGCUUUCUUUGACCGGCACCGUGCUCUCUGGUCUUGGGCCAUGCAGAAUGACAAGCUCCUGGCGAAAGAAUUUGUUUCGUUGGCUUCUCCCACUUAG